AUGGAGCGGUCCGUGCACCGCGAGGACAAGGAGAAGGUGCUCGUGCGCGUCAACCUCGGCGACCACCGCGAGAACCUCGAGGUCGAGUCGCACGGCGGCGAGGUCUACUGGGUCCCGCUCGGCAAGCCGCUCGGCAUCGUCUUUAAAGAGGCUCCCGACGGAACAGUUAUAGUGGACGAGCUCGUGCCACGUGGCAACGCUGACAAGGCAAACCCACCCAUCCAGCCUGGCGACAGGCUGCUUGCCACGUCAGCAUGGGCGUCAGACUCCAACGGUCAGCGGCAGCAGGUCAUGUUCAAGGCAGUGGGGGAGCCGUUUGACAUAGUCAUGGCUGCCAUAGGCUCCAACUCAUGUGCCCAGUGCCAUGUGGCUGUGGUGCUGGAGCGACCAGGGAAGGAAGUUCAGGAGUAG
This is a messenger RNA of Closterium sp. Yama58-4, 411 nucleotides long. Lineage: Eukaryota; Viridiplantae; Streptophyta; Zygnematophyceae; Desmidiales; Closteriaceae. The record is from the annotation of a GenBank genome assembly.